AUGGCAGUUGUGGAUUUGUUGUCUUCAACAGGUGUCAUAGGGGCACUCAUAUUUCCCCUUCUGAUCCGGGAAGGGAAGCCAACACCAUUUUUCACUUUUGUGUUAGCGCUUCUAUUCUGUAUUUACAAUGGCUACUUGCAAGGCCGAAGCUUAACCAACUAUGCAAAAUAUCCUUCAGGCUGGUUAAAAGAUCCACGUUUCAUUAUAGGUUUUAUAGGGUGGUUGAUCGGCAUGGCAAUCAAUAUUCAUUCUGAUAAUAUUCUCAGAAAUCUGAGAAAACCAGGGGAAACUGGUUACAAGAUACCAAGAGGAGGAAUGUUUGAGUAUGUCAGUGGAGCCAACUUUUUUGGAGAGAUCCUGGAAUGGUUUGGGUUUGCUCUUGCCUGCUGCACCAUUGAAAGCCUUGCAUUUGCAUUGUGUACACUUUUCAUCUUGGGUUCGAGGGCAAAACAACACCACCAAUGGUACCUUGAGAAAUUUGAAGACUACCCAAAAUGCAGAAAAAUUGUGAUCCCGUUUGUGUACUGA
Molecule: messenger RNA, 528 nt
Organism: Nipponia nippon (crested ibis)
Lineage: Eukaryota; Metazoa; Chordata; Aves; Pelecaniformes; Threskiornithidae
Source: RefSeq, a predicted model, not a curated record